CUGGGACGUCAGUUCAUUCAGAACAGUCGAAGUGCGCAGACCACUGGGAGCGAAACACCGGGAGAAACCAGACCAGGAGUCGAAGUCGACCUCCCACCUCCAGCCAGAUCCGAUUCCGAAUCCUAUUUGGGACACCAGCAGGUGCAAGUGAAGUGCCGCUCGCCGUCAACAUGCCACGCAUCUCGUUGCCCGGCAGCAGUCUGCUGCUAGUCCUGGCACUGAUCCUGUGCCUCAGUCCUCCCAUCCGGGCGGUGCCCGCCUCCGUGCUCGCCCAGGACACGGAGCUCUCCACCAGCGCCAACCAUAAGCUCCAGCAGCAGCAGCACCAACAGCAGCACCAGCAACACCAGCAGCUGGAGCAGCAGCAGCAACAGCCGGCCGCAGCGAAACGCUCCGAGGAGGCGAGCGCCGUGCCCACGGCGGACAAGAAGUCGAGUCCGGAAAUUGUACCCGCUUCCUUCAGCAACGCUCCGUCGGCCCGGAACAGUCCGGUUCCGGUUUCCAGCCAGCAGCAGGUGCCGUCCGGUGCAUACGCCCUGCCCUCCAACGAGGAGAUCCUGGCCGCCGUGGCGGCCGCCGCCCAGAACAGCCAACAGCAGCUGCAGGAGGAGCCGUCCGCCCUGGAGGAGGCGGUGGCCAGCUCCACGAUGCGCAAGCGGGGCAUCAACUACGAGUACAACCCGUACUCCGUCGCCUCCAGCGACUACGGCAGCGAUGUGCCCAGCGGCGUCUGGGCCGACGACUACGAAUCCGCCGUUCCCGUCAGCUAUGGCGAGCGGGAUCUCCAGGAGAUCGAUGACUACGUGCCCGAGCGCAGAGUGAGUGGCUCGAGUGCGCGCAACAAGGCCUACGACAACCUGCAGAACCUCCUGAAUGCCGAGGCCUACCUGGAGAGCAUUCCCCUCUCGGUUCCGCUGACCUAUGCCAACCGGAACUACAACCUGGACGACCGCAGCAAGCGGGGCAUGUACUACAACCUGGCCACUCCCGGCGCCAAUGGAGCGAGCAGCCUGGGCAGUGCAAGUGGCUACAACGGCGACGGUAUCAGCCUCAACAAAUACCGGCGGUUUAACGACAUGCGACUGAAACGCGACACCCAGCUGAACCCCGCCGACAUGCUGGCUCUGGUGGCCCUCGUGGAAGCCGGAGAGCGGGCGCGCAAGGAGAGCGAUGUGGAGAGCUCCGGACCAGUGCCCAUGAUCGCCUCCGAUGACCUGGACUACGUGCCCGCCGGCAGCUGGUUCGAUGUGCCCGUGCAGACGGACUACUACGGCGCCGGAGUGCCGCUGGACAACCAGAACCUGAACCAGAAUCAGAACCAGAACCAGGCGAUGCCCAAGUACGACUACGUGCCGCGGCAGCACAAGUACAGCGGGUUGAAUAGCCGAUUCGGCUCCUCGAAGCAGCGCUACAUGGUGGCCAGGAAGAAGCGCUCGGUGAGCCAGAGCCAAUUCAUGAACGAGCCGGUGGCCGAACGCGGAUCCAGCUAUAAUGGCGAGAAGUACUUCUAAGGAUCUAAGGAUGCCAAGCGAAGAUAGUCUAGUAGUACUUAAAUGAUAGCCACAGGCCCCACGAAGAGAAUUUCUCGUUUUUUUGAACAUAAUCCAAGAAACCAAAACCAAAAUGUAAACAAAAAAUCCAAACUUCAAUUUCUAAUUCAAUUAUGGUAAUGAGCUAGUGUCAAGGUCAACUCGUGUGCAAUUUUUGUGUAGAACUUCAAUUUUAAACCAACUAACAAGAAUUAAAUUAUUGUUACAUGCAUGUGUGUUACACUCGUGUGGUGCGUCAGGAACAUAAUCAAUCAGUGUUUAGGAUUCUCACCCACGGAAUCCACACCGAACUAAACCGAAUCUAUAUCUACGCCACUGUAAUCCCUGUAAGAAAUCGGUGUCUAUGGCAACUAAGGUACAACUACUGGAGUCCGCAACUAUCUGUAUCUACUUGUGUAAUACUUAUCGAACUAGAGGCUUCCCGACUAGUACAAAAUCGAGAGGAGAACGUCAAAUAUGAAUACGUAUAUAUAUAUACAUAUAUGAAAACAUAUACAACUAUAUAUCAAUCUUAAUCGAGCUCAGCAGCAACAAUGCUCCUCUAAUCGCUUUAAUUUAAUCUAAACUGAAGAUAAAGCCAAAGCCAAAGCAAAAGCAUAAGCAAAAUAUUUUUGAUGUUAUUUGAAGCCAUCACAUUUCGAACUACACUUUUUAAGGACCCUCGCCGACUUGGGGACAAACGAUCUGACAAUUGAUAAUGAGAAUUUUAACCGUAUAUAUAGCGAAUAUCCGCAGCUAAUAUGUUGGUAAUAAAAUAUAUAUAAAUAUAUAUAAUACGUAUACAAUAUGCAAAUAUGCAAACAUUUUGUCAAAAUUAAAAAAUGGCUCAGGGCAUAAAUAUUUAAAAUAUUCUAUGCCGACGUAGGAGAGGCGUCUCUUUAAUUUGAAUGAAAUUGUCUGACUGUUUUUGGUAAUAAUCAAAUAUACAUACAUAUGUACUAUGAAAUUAUGAAAAUAAAUUAUUAUAUAUUAUUAUUAUUAUUAUUAUACAGAGCUACACUCGACGAGGAGUAUUUGAAAUGCAUUAAUAGCGAAUAUGUGUGUGUGUAUACAAUACAAUCCAAAAUACAUAUAUGUGAACACUCAACUUUAAUAUUAACAUUAAUAUUAUAUACUUUCCUCACUCCUUUGGGUCUCUGAAUACUUGGCCUUUGGUUUACGCCUUAAGUUCUUUGCGCGAGCUUAGUUUGAAAAUACAUUUAUUUACACGCAACUGAUUUACGAUUAAAUAAAACACGUCUUUGGUUUGAAAACCAAACAAAAUUGGA
This is a messenger RNA of Drosophila yakuba, 2818 nucleotides long. RefSeq lists its product as uncharacterized. The record is from RefSeq and is a predicted model, not a curated record. The transcript is spliced from 5 exons. NCBI's taxonomy places the organism in Eukaryota, Metazoa, Arthropoda, Insecta, Diptera, Drosophilidae. The coding region runs from base 171 to 1511 and encodes 446 amino acids.